Molecule: messenger RNA, 2454 nt
Organism: Trematomus bernacchii (emerald rockcod)
Lineage: Eukaryota; Metazoa; Chordata; Actinopteri; Perciformes; Nototheniidae
Exons: 16
Coding region: 246-1547 (433 amino acids)
Molecular function (GO): protein binding
Source: RefSeq, a predicted model, not a curated record
UUCAGCAGCGGAACAGCAGAUGUCACUAAAACCAAAUUACACUUCAGAUAACGAUAUAUAUGUUGAUUGAUUGAUUUAUAAGCAUCUAUACUUCCACACAGGCGUGUCACGUGUUAGAUUAUUUAAUAUCCUGCGUUUAUUCUGAGGAGGUUUAAAGUGACAGUGUUUAUUUCAGCCCUGUGUCUCGGCAUGUCUCGCGGAAGCGUCAUUACAGGGAUUCUUUAAAUGACAGCUGCUGCAGCAUCAUGGCUCCUAAAGACCCUCUGCUCGGCACUCUGAAAGUGUGUGUGUUGAGCCUUCAGUCAGAGGGGGGGCUGGUGACGGACAGCAGCCCCCACCUGGCCUCCUGCUGUGAGCUGCUGGAGCUGCUGCUGAGGAAGGGGCUGCAGCAGCCGGUGCUCAGCCUCGUGCACAGAGACUACUGGCACUGCUUCGAGCAGCUGAACCACAAAGACGCCUGCGGCAGACUCUCCUCCCUCUCCCUGGUCCUGGAGCAGACCAGAGUCUGCAGGAAGCUGCUCUCGGCUCAGGGACGAGGACGCUUCCUGCUCCGCCUCGCGCUGCAUCGCAGGGUCCUCCCUCAGCUGCUCACACACCUGCUGCACACCCCCCGGGUCCUGGAGUGGUACAGUCCGGAAGUGUCCAUCCUCAGGAACGAGGCGUUUUUAGAGCCGUUCAUGUCUCUGCUGCUCGUCCUCGCAAACAUGGACUUCAAACUGGACAUGGAGAACUGCAGUUUUCUGGACGAGAGCUGGAUCCUACCGGUGUGUGAGAAGUAUGAAGUGGUGCCGUGUCGGGAGGUCGGCCUCGUGCUCAGGUAUCUGAGCGGACGCGUCUUCGUCCUCGAUCUGACGCCGGGCGGUCAGGCGCACGCCGACAACUUCAUCCGUCCUGGAGACAUUAUAGACGAGAUCAACGGGACCUCGCUGAGGAACUCAAAGAACGGACAGGCGGGCGUGGUUCUGUCCCGUCUGAAGGGUCUCCCUCUCUCCAUCGGGGUUCUGCGCUGGAGGGCCGGCGACGGGACGGUGUUUCGGCCCCUCGUCAAACUCCUGAGGAACCUGAAGACGGAGAACCCUUCUCUGCAGCUGGGACCUCAGACAGAACCACACACAGAACCAGAGGAGCAGAACCCCUCGCAGUGCCUCAAAGACGGGAGGAUUGUGUACAUUGUGCAGUUCUUGGGAAAAGCCAACAUCGGCAUGCACGGGGGGAAGGAGGUCCUGCAGCACGCCAUCACACAAGUGCUGCAGAAAGACCAGCAGAGCAAGGAAGUGCUCUUAGACCUGAAGGAAACACACCUGACGUGCACGGACAGAGACAGUAAACAGGAGCUGUUAGAGCAUCACUAUCCAGAGAUCUCCUGUGUGGGCAGAUACGGUCAGCCGGACUACACCGUAUUCGCUUUCUGCGUGGCAGACUCCCCAGAAACCCCCCUGUCGACGGGCUUCUGCUGCGUGGCGUUCAGGGCCCAGAGCAUCAGGGAGUGUGAGGACAUGGUGUGCCGAAUAGCGACUGGUUUCAAACACACCGAGUGGUUUGUAUGACAGCUCCUACCUCAUAUUUAACAUGUUGUAAAUAAAAGUAAUAUGUAUAAAAACACACUUCUUAUUGACUGAAACCCACACAACACCAGGCGUUCUACUCAUAAAGACCUUUAAUAGAAAGACAUGCGACAACACUUUCAUAAAUAGUAUUAAAUGUAGCUGCCGAGAUUUGAUGUUGGAAAAACACUUAAAAAGCAGUCCAGAGAAGAAGAAGGGGGGGGGGGGGGAGGGUCUGUCGUGCUCACAUAGGGACACACUGGUGUUUGAUGGAGAGACCCUGAACCCCCCCCCAUGGAAGAAGAUGUUCCCCCGGCCUCAGAGCGGGAGCCUGAAGCCCACAGAGGACCGAGAGAUGGCGGUGAAACGCAGAAAUGAUCCAUUAGUCUAAAUGCCAGCAGUGAACCAGGAAAUGGUGAAGAAGUCAUGUUAGAAAUGUACAGAACGGGUCACCAGCACAUCGAACAUGCCAGAUAAUAACUUGCUUAUGCAGACGAUGGCAAAACAGUCGGCCGAUUGGGACAAUUUGAGGUUGCUGGGCGUAUUCUGGAUCCAUUUCCGACACAUUUUGAAUCCAAGCGUGGCAUUUGAGUCCCUUAAAAGUGACCCAAAAACAAACCACGUUCUGCCAUUUUUUUUAUCCUCUCCAAACCAGCCAAGCCAUUUUUAAACUAUUGUCUGCAUAUGUCAAUUAACGCCAAUUGCCCGACAUAUGAAAGUUAGCAUCCGGUAGUUUCUAGGUGCUGGAGAGCCGUAUGACUCUGAGCUGGCAAACAGACUACAUGAUGGAAGAGGUGAAAACACUCCUACUGCACAACACGUCUCCAACUAUCCUAAGAGAACUCGUGGAAUGAUUUCUUGAAUUGUCACGAAUCUAAAUACAAAAAUGUCAACCUUGUAAAAAAAAAAA